Molecule: messenger RNA, 2281 nt
Organism: Lontra canadensis (Northern American river otter)
Lineage: Eukaryota; Metazoa; Chordata; Mammalia; Carnivora; Mustelidae
Gene: SLC6A20
Product: solute carrier family 6 member 20
Exons: 11
Coding region: 124-1902 (592 amino acids)
Biological process (GO): sodium ion transmembrane transport
Cellular component (GO): plasma membrane
Molecular function (GO): L-proline transmembrane transporter activity
Source: RefSeq, a predicted model, not a curated record
GUGAGCAGCCGGGGCUGAGGCGCGGGGCCACCCCCAGGCCGAGCGGGCGGGUCGUGCGGGCUGCGGCGCUCCGAAGCAGCCCCGCGCGGCGCCCGAGGGGGAGCCGGCUUCCAGCUCGCGGCCAUGGAGAAGUCGCGGCCGCUGUGGGCCAACCCGCUGCAGUUCGUCUUCGCCUGCAUCUCGUACGCCGUGGGCCUGGGCAACGUGUGGCGCUUCCCCUACCUGUGCCAGAUGUACGGCGGAGGCAGCUUCCUGGUGCCCUACCUCGUCAUGCUCAUUGUGGAGGGCAUGCCUCUCCUGUACCUGGAACUGGCCGUGGGGCAGCGCAUGCGGCAGGGAAGCAUCGGCGCCUGGAAGACCAUCAGCCCCUACCUUGGUGGUGUCGGCCUGGCCAGCGUGGUGGUGUCCUUCUUCCUGUCCAUGUACUACAACAUCAUCAACGCCUGGGCCUUCUGGUAUCUCUUCCACUCCUUCCAGGAUCCCCUGCCAUGGUCCGUGUGCCCGCUGAACGACAACCACACGGGCUACGACGAGGAGUGUGAGAAGGCGUCCUCCACCCAGUACUUCUGGUACAGGAAAACCCUCAACAUCUCCCCGUCCAUCCAGGACAGCGGGCGCGUGCAGUGGGAGCCGGCACUCUGCCUCGUCCUGGCCUGGCUGGUGGUGUACCUGUGCGUCCUGAGGGGCACCCAGUCCACUGGCAAGGUGGUAUACUUCACCGCGUUGCUGCCUUACUGCGUGCUCAUCAUUUACCUGGUCCGGGGCCUCACGCUCCACGGAGCCACUAAUGGCCUAGCCUACAUGUUCACGCCCAAGCUGGAGCAGCUGGCCAACCCCAAGGCCUGGAUCAACGCGGCCACCCAGAUAUUCUUCUCCCUGGGCCUGGGCUUCGGCAGCCUGAUCGCCUUCGCCAGCUACAACGAGCCGUCCAACAACUGCCAGAAGCACGCCGUCAUCGUGUCCCUCAUCAACAGCUCUACCUCCAUCUUUGCCAGCAUCGUGACCUUCUCCAUCUACGGCUUCAAGGCCACCUUCAACUACGAGAGCUGCUUGAACAAGGUGAUUCUGCUGCUGGCCAAUUCCUUUGACCUGGAGGAUGGCUUUCUGACCGCCAGCAACCUGGAGCAGGUGAAGGGCUACCUGGCGUCCACCUUCCCCGGCAAAUACAGCGAGGUGCUCCCACAGAUGAGAAACUGUAGCUUGCAAUCAGAGCUGGCCACGGCGGUCCAGGGCACCGGCUUGUCUUUCAUCGUCUACACCGAAGCCAUUAAAAACAUGGAGGUGUCCCAGCUGUGGUCAGUGCUCUAUUUCUUCAUGCUGCUGAUGCUGGGCAUUGGGAGCAUGCUGGGGAACACGGCGGCCAUCCUCACGCCUCUGACCGACAGCAAGGUCAUCUCCAGCCACCUGCCCAAGGAGGCCAUCUCCGGUCUGGUAUGCCUCAUCAACUGUGUCAUUGGCCUGGUGUUCACCAUGGAGUCUGGCAACUAUUGGUUUGACAUAUUCAAUGACUAUGCGGCCACGCUGUCCCUGCUGCUCAUCGUGCUGGUGGAGACCAUUGCUGUGUGUUACGUGUAUGGGCUGAGGAGAUUUGAAAGUGACCUUGAGGCCAUGACCGGUCGUGGCCUGAACUGGUACUGGAAGGCCAUGUGGGCCGGUGUGAGCCCCCUGCUCAUCGUCAGCCUCUUUGUCUUCUACCUGAGUGACUACAUCCUCACGGGGACCCUGCAGUACCAAGCGUGGGACGCCUUCCAGGGACAGCUCGUGACCAAGGACUACCCCCCAUAUGCCUUGGCCGUCAUUGGGCUGCUGGUGGCCUCCUCCAUCAUGUGCAUCCCCCUGGUGGCCCUGGGGACUUUCAUCACACGCGGUCUCAAGAGGGGAGACACGCCCCCCGCGGCCUGAGGACUGGGCUUCCCAGAGACCAUGCUCAGCUGCUCCCUGUCCGGCAGCUACGACUUACAGACGGAAUCUCCUUGGCUGCUUGGGACAAUAUUUGCUCCAGAAACACUCAGCCUGUCGUCUUCCUGAGUUCGUCAAGAAGGACAGUGGAGGAAGAAGGUUCCCUUGGGAGGACUCACACCCCACCCACGGAGCAGCCCCUGCUCCCCUCUGUGCCCCUCCCUGUGACCAGAGACGCGGGCUUUUCAAGGCCAGUCUGGAAGACAACUGCUUUCUUGACUCUAGGGAAGUCCUAGAAUUAGGCCACGCUGUGAGCUGAAAUUUGACUGUAAUUUUCAUGGAAUAAAAUUUAAGCGACUUUUUUUUUCUUCUGAAGAAAUCC